This is a messenger RNA of Miscanthus lutarioriparius, 1086 nucleotides long. Lineage: Eukaryota; Viridiplantae; Streptophyta; Magnoliopsida; Poales; Poaceae. The record is from the annotation of a GenBank genome assembly.
AUGGGGAGGCGAGAGCUGCUGUGUAUGCAGAGAUCGAUUCCUAACAUUGAUCAAGAAAAGGCAAUCCCUGGCACUGAACCAAAUGAAACUCUACGCACAUUUCGGUCUGGUGAAGUGCUGCGUCCAAGCCACAAAAAUAAACGGCAGGUGUACUUUGGGCAAAAUCUUGUCUGCAAAGAGUCCCUGUCAGCUGAAGGCAAAGGAAAGGCCAUCAAGGCGAUUGCUGCAAUUGCGUUGGUGGGCAUAGUUUUUAUUCCGAUAGGUCUUGCCUGCAUGGCAGCCUCAAACAAGGUUGUUGAAGUGGUGGAUCAAUAUGAAACCGCAUGCAUACCGGAGAAUAUGCGUGACAACAAAGUUGCUUAUAUCCAGAAUCCUUCAACGGACAAGUCCUGCCCAAGGUUGCUCAAGGUUCAUGCGCACAUGAAGGCGCCAAUUUACGUAUAUUAUAAACUCGACAAAUUCUACCAGAACCAUAGGAGGUAUGCAAGGAGCCGUAGCAUCAGCCAGCUGGGGUCCCCGAAGAUGGCCAAGGACACAAAGACCUGCAGCCCUGAAGCCACCGCGAACGGAGGAGGCCCCAUCGUCCCCUGCGGGCUCGUCGCAUGGAGCCUGUUCAACGACACCUACUGCUUCGCCCGUGGAAACGAGACGCUGGCGGUGAACAGGCAGGGCAUCUCGUGGAGGAGUGACAGAGGCCACCUGUUCGGCAACCGUGUGUACCCAAGGAACUUCCAGAUCGGCGCUCUGGUUGGCGGCGGGACGCUUGAUCCGAACAAAUCCCUGAGUGAGCAGGAGGAUCUGAUGGUGUGGAUGCGAACGGCGGCGCUGCCGGCGUUCCGGAAGCUGUACGGGAGGAUCGAGGUGGACCUCUACGCCGGCGACCAGAUCGCGGUGAUGGUUCAGAACAACUACAACACGUACAGCUUCGGCGGGAAGAAGGCGCUGGUGCUGUCCACCGCCGGCGUGCUGGGCGGCAGGAGCAGCUUCCUCGGCCGCGCAUACCUGGCCGGCGGCAUAGCCUGCCUCGCCCUGGCGCUGCUUCUCACGCUGCUCUUUCUCCUCCCGGUGCGAGCGCCCGCGUCGUAG